CGAAAACUCGAAAAAAUCGUCGAUGUGACGCACCAAUCGUCUCACAACACUUUGACCUUCCAGUGCUCAGAAACCCCCAUCCAUGGACGAUACCACGGGGACGUUGUCGACAGCUUGAGCGUGGUAGAAAAGAAAUGCUAGGCAUUGUCGCGCACAUGUAAUUUUUUUUCUUAACGAGGUUGACUGACAAGCCUCUCAAGUCUUCAGUCUUUUAUACUUUUACUCAUAUUGUACUCCGAACCAGAUAAACGCAGUGCAAAACCAAUUAAGUGGUGAACUGGCAGUAAAUACAGCAUUCUAAAUUAUCAUUUAUAAUUCCUGUGUGAAAUUUCAUUACAAAUGUGUAGUCAAGCAGAAGAUUGUUCUUGUGCUUUAAAUUCAACAACUGAGAAGAAGAAGAAGAAAGAAAGAAUUUCACAUUGUAUAAAAUGUCAUUCACCACCUGCGAUAUUAAUCAGAAAAGAUGAUCCAGCUUUAUGCAAAUUAUGUUUCAUUAAUAAUUGUCUGCAUAAAAUAAAUACAGUCUUUGGAAAAUAUAAACUAUCUUCCAAGACUAGUAAUAAUAUAGCUGUUGGUUUUUCCGGCGGUCAACAUUCAUCUGCAUUAUUACAGAUGAUAUUAAAGAAUAAUAACAAUAUUCAUGAUGGACAAACUAAACGAAAUAAAAUCAUUUUACCAAAAAUAUUUCAUUUAAUUGAGCCAAAUGAUUCACAAACGAAUUUAGAAUUAAUUACAAAAUCAAUGAAAGCUACUGGUUUUGAAUAUCAUAUGAUUUCUAGGGAUGAGAUUUCACAAAAUGAUAAGCAUGAAAAUAAACUAACAUCUUCAUUACUCAGUAGUAAACAACGAUUUGAUAAUUAUUCUCGUUUAAAUUUACUAAUUAAUUGUGCAAAAAAUCUUGAUUGUGCUUAUUUAAUUUUGGGUGAAUGUGGUAAUCGGAUCGCUGUGAAAUAUUUAUUAGAUAUUAUAGAAGGUCGUGGAAAUCAGAGCAGUAUACAAACGUCAUUCUUAGAUGAACGAUAUCAAGAUGUCACCAUUAUUAGACCAUUACGUGAUUUUCUAACAAAAGAAUUAAUUUUAUUCGCUCAUUUUAUGCAUUUGGAAUCAAUUACACCGAAUGAUCCAUUCACAUCGAUUAUUCUUAAAAAUCCUAAUAUCAAUACAUUGGAAAGACUAACUCAAGAUUUCUUAGCCUCAUUACAAACUGGUGGAUUUCCAUCCACAACUGGAACUAUUCUUAGAACAUCUUCAAAAAUUGUUCUGGAAAAUGACUCUCAAGUUUCGUGUAGUUUCUGUCAUUUUCCUGUAUGCAAUACAGACUCUUCUAAUGAUCCAGACAAAUUGGCCACAGAAUCGAUGAAAUAUUCUUCCUCCUUAUCGAACCCUAAUUCUUUUGAUGAGAAAACCGACCCUGAAAGUAUCGAAAAAGUCUUAUGUCCUCCUUGUUCAUUAAUGUUCAAAGAACUGUCUAUUUGUACAUAAAGACAUUUUCCAUACUUUUUCCCAAGCUUCAGUUUUGCUACUUUGUAUUUCAAACAAUACAGUUCUACUAGAUAAAAACUGGUAGCACCGAUAAUUAUUAAAUCUACCAGACCAUUGUUUACUAUAUGUCAAACCUGGUAAAUAAUGUCCAAGGACUGGUUCUUAUCGUUAUCCACCACGACAAUUUCAAUUAAAUCUUGAGAGCUUCAUAUUGAAAUCAGGUUGAAGAAAAGUUCACUACCUUCAACACACAUUAAGCAGUUGUCAAAAGCCAUUUUUUAUCCAUCGGAAAUAAAUCUUAGUUCAAU
Molecule: messenger RNA, 1790 nt
Organism: Schistosoma turkestanicum
Lineage: Eukaryota; Metazoa; Platyhelminthes; Trematoda; Strigeidida; Schistosomatidae
Source: the annotation of a GenBank genome assembly